Melanaphis sacchari is the source of this 1092-nucleotide messenger RNA. RefSeq names its product putative odorant-binding protein A10. The transcript is spliced from 2 exons. The coding region runs from base 199 to 684 and encodes 161 amino acids. NCBI's taxonomy places the organism in Eukaryota, Metazoa, Arthropoda, Insecta, Hemiptera, Aphididae. The record is from RefSeq and is a predicted model, not a curated record.
AAUCGAUCGCAUUUUCACACGCGUCCCCGCGAGUAUACGUAUGGCGUGUAUAUUAUAAAUACAAACGGGCGGACGACGGCAAUCGAGUCGCAGAAACCGCCAGCAAAGUAUACAACGUCUUCUUGCCGCCGGUCGUACGUCGCAUUGACAUAAAAUUAAAAUUUACGCGAUUUUUGUUUCCAUUUCCGAGACACGACGAUGGCAAAUAACCUGAACAGUCCGCGGAGCCGCCGAGAAAUCUUUUCGCUGCUGGCCGUCACGAUAGCUGCGACCGUGCUCGUUCAUCAGCCCGCAAAUGUCCGCUGCGCCGACAGCGGAAUUGUAUCUCAUCAACAGCAGCCGCAUCAGGCGUCGAUGUUCACCGCGCCGUCGGGCUACUACGUGUCCACGUACGAUCACAUAAACGUCGGCCAAUUGCUGCGAAACAACAAGUUGGUUUCGGGCUACGUCAAAUGUUUCGUCAACGAGGCACCUUGCACGCCGGACGGCAAAUUAGUCAAAGCCUACUUGUUGCCCGAAAUCAUACGCACUGUGUGUGGAAAGUGCACGCCAAAGCAAAAAGACAUGGCCCGAAUGGUGCUGAGACACAUUUACACGAACAGGCAAGCGGAUUUCGAGAAAAUCAUGCAGAUUUACGAUACGGAUGGCAAGAGAAACGAUAUCCUAGCUUUCAUGAACCAAUAGUUCACGCUCGGCAGCUUUAUUAUAUCACUGUAAAACAUUAAGUUAUGAUAUAUGACAUAUGUAAUAGUGUACCGCGUUUACCUUAUUACCAUUAUUUACUACAUCCUCCAACACCAACGUCUGCCACGAUACUACCAACAAUGAUAUCAUAUUAUAAUAACUACUAUCGAUUUUUUCCCAACGAAUCGGAAAGUCUACUCUUGUAGUUUUUCUUUAAUCCUCCCACUCUUCUCUGAUUGGCCAUGGUUAUUAAUCAGGAAUACAUUUAAUUUAAUAUACUUUUAUACUUUAUAAUAUAGAUAAACAUCUGUAAUAUUAUAUACCUAUAUAUUAUGAUAAUUAACUAUAGUCUAUAAUAUUAAUAUACGCAUAUAUUUACUCAAAUACAAUCGAUUGUUUAUGAUUUAA